AUGUAUACCCAUGCGGUCGUUAAAUUCAUUAAAGAAACUGAAAAUAUAAUAACCUCAGAGGUGCCUGUUAGUUGGCUAUUCAAAACAGGCAAUGAGAUUACAAAGUGUUGGUGGCCUCCUGCUAAUAUAGCAUCAAAAACUCCUUUAAUAAUGAAAAAAAGUGUACCCGACAGUACCUGGACAAAGGAAGAUGUGAGUGUCAUGCGUUAUUUCGAUUCAUAUUAUAAAGCAAGAAAGUUUGCGCAAGAUAGUGAUUAUACAUCGGCUGAGGAGAAUCUUGGCAAAGGGUUUCGUUUAAAGAAACCCAACAGCCAAUAUCAAUCAAAUGAAGAAGAAUAUAAUUUUAAUCCUAACCAACAAUUGUUGCUGGAUCUAGAAUCACCGAGGAGUUCUACAAGUGCCAAUUGCGUAACUCCUUCUAAUGUAGAAGAAUUGAGCCCUUUACCCUUAUCCCCUCUCAUGGGGAUAAAUCAUGACGUUGGGUUAUGCAAAACUUUCGAAGAUCAAGGAACACAAACUGAUAGGGAUUGGUCUGCAGAAAGGCUGGAACAAAGAAUAGUGAACAUAAAUGAAAACUUGGAGAAGCAGUGCACAAAAACCGAUUUUAUUCUCAGGGAGCUUGCCAUUUUGAAUACUAAAAUGGAUCAAUUACUGCAAAAUGCAAGUUAUCCUACAUUGACAUGUAAUCAAGAUGGUAAUGUCUUUGAUUCUUUGUUUCCACUUGAUGCCGAAGAUGAUAUCACAUGCUGUGAAGAGUUUUUAAAAGAUGAAACAUAUGUUACAGAAUUGCAAAGCUAUGUUGGAAAAAUUGGUGGGGAAACUCCGGCUGAAAAUAUAAGAAAUAUAUUGAAAAAAGUUUUUACCAAAAAAUUGGCAGCUGUAUGUUCUUGGUAUGGCCGGAAAGGUAAUAUGCCAGUAAACAAGCUGAAAGUAAUGGAAGUGAUUAAAGACACAAUAAUUAACAACACCGCUGAAUUUACAGAAGCCAAGUUUGUUAAUAUAGUUACAGAAUGGUUUCGCUUUGGGAAACAAAGACUAUAUAGAGAACAAAACAGAAGACCCAUAAUAACAUAA
Messenger RNA from Ctenocephalides felis (cat flea), 1074 nucleotides. RefSeq lists its product as uncharacterized. Bases 1 to 1074 code for a protein of 357 amino acids. The transcript has 5 exons. Lineage: Eukaryota; Metazoa; Arthropoda; Insecta; Siphonaptera; Pulicidae. The record is from RefSeq and is a predicted model, not a curated record.